Molecule: messenger RNA, 2212 nt
Organism: Jatropha curcas
Lineage: Eukaryota; Viridiplantae; Streptophyta; Magnoliopsida; Malpighiales; Euphorbiaceae
Cellular component (GO): plasmodesma; plasma membrane
Source: RefSeq, a predicted model, not a curated record
CCUAAAGAAGAAAAAAACCAUCUUGUCAUUCUGAUAAUUCAACAGGAAUGUUUCUUCCCCUUUUAUCACAAAAACCCCAGAUUUUAUGCAUGAAUUAUAGAACCUUUUUUUCUUUUUCAAAAAUUCCACCAAGAAAAUACAAAUAUGCUCUCCACCAAACCUCAGCCAUGGUUGCUUCUUUUACCGACUUUGUUUCUCAUUUCUUCAACCUUCCUAUCACUUUCACAAGCUUUUGAGUUCCAAGGAACAAAGAAUGAAGAUUUCCAUGCUGUAAUACGAGGAAUAGAAACAUUAAAUUCAUUAAAUACGGUGUUCGAGGGAACCAAAGGAAUUGAAAAGAAUUCAACAAUUGUUAUAUUAGCAGCAGAAAGGACACACAGGAAAGAUCCUCUUCAGAAUUUUGAAUAUUAUACAGGUGGAUGGGAUUAUAAAAAUAACCAUUACUGGGCUUCUGUUGCCUUCUCUGCUGCUCCUUUAUUCAUUACUGCUGUGGUCUGGUUUGUGCUAUUAGGCCUAUUCCUUCUUUUUGCCUGCAUUUGUUGUUGCUGUUGCAGGCACAAGAAGACCUAUGGCUAUUCUCCAAUUGCAUAUGCUCUUUCACUUAUCUUCCUUACACUUGCUACUGCUGGAGUAAGUGCUGGGUGUAUUGUUCUAUACGUAAACCAGGAACACUUCAACGACAGCAUAGCAGAUUGUUUGGAAUUUGUUCUGCAGGAAGCUCUAUCCAUAUUAAACCAAUUUUUGAGUAUUUUGAAUACACUUUCUUCAGCUUGUAAGCUUGUAAUUGAUGAAGUUCCUGUUCCUGAUGAUAUCAAGCACCAAAUUGAUGUUGUAGACCAAAUGAUGCUGGCUACAGCUAACAUUUCUCAAAUCCAAUCAGUGGCAAAUGCAAAAAACAUUCGAAAUGUUUUAAGCCCUACGAGGCUGGCUCUCGACAUAGUUGCUUCUGUGAUGCUUGUGUUGGUAUUUCUUGGUUUCUUAUUUUCACUUCUUGGCCGGCAAUGCUGCAUUUACAUAUUGGUUACUUUAGCGUGGAUCCUUGUCACAGUGACAUUUAUUUUAUGUGGAAUAUUUCUUAUUUUGCACAAUGUGGUAGCAGACACAUGUGUUGCCGUGGAUGACUGGCUUGAAAACCCAAGAGCUAAUGCAUCAUUAAGUCUUCAGUUUCUACCUUGUUUGGACAAUAAAACUACAGCAGAAACCAUUAGAACAACGAAAGAAACAUCUUCUUAUGUGAUCAACAUCCUUAACAGGUACAUCAUGGAGGUUCCGAAUAAGGACAUGCAACCUAAUGCAGGAAUUGUCUACCACAAUCAAUCUGGUCCAUUGGUGCCCCUCCUUUGUAAUCCUUUCAAUCCUGAUUUAACAGAAAGAGACUGCAAUACUGCAGAAGUGAACUUUAACAAUGUCGCGCAGGAAUGGCAAAAGUAUAUCUGUCAAGUUUCAGAAUUUGGUAUUUGCAACACUACAGGACGCUUAACACCUAAAGUAUAUGGUCAAAUGACAGCUGCUGUGAAUGUCAGUUACAAAUUGUACACCUCUGAUCAUCUCCUUCUUGAUAUAGGAGAGUGCAAGUUUGUUCUGAGAACUUUCAGAAAGAUAAGUGAAGAUUAUUGUCCUGGCCUUAGGAUGUAUAGUUUUAGGACCUAUGCUGGGUUGGUUACUGUUGGAGCUUCUGCCAUGUGUGCUUUGAUCAUGUGGAUAGUCUAUGGAAGAGAGAGACAAAAAAGGAACUAUACUAAGAAGAUGAUGGACAGUAAAGAACAGAAUCCGUUUGACCGAGGAGGUGCCUAAUACUUACUGCAAUUCUCCCAGAAAUAACAUAUUGGAGUCUUGUUUCGAAGCAUCAAGGGCGAAAACUACAUGGUUAGAUAGAGCAAGAGAGCAAGAGAGCUCGAUUUGAUUGCAAAAGGUUCAGACUUUAGAAGAUGGUCAUUACUGCCCAAGAUUGAACCAAAUGAAGUGAUCAAGAUCAAUGUUCUUGAAGCUUAAGUGUAGGAAAACUGGUACAUAAGUUGGUGAUUCAUAGAACUACUAUUAGACAGUUAUCUGUUGGCCUUUGAUGAUAUGUAUAUAAUAUGAUGGUUGAUGUCAUAACUUAGGACAACCUACUAACAUUAGUUAUGAUUUUUAGAACAUCAUAUAAUUCUCAUCAAUCAAUUGUCAAUUACUUCUCUUUUAAAUAUAAUGUAAGUUGGAAUGAUUCAAGAGA